UAAAUAUUAAACAAAGUAAAAGUGCCAGAAUAUGUGCUCAGCAAUUGAUUAUUUUAGUGUAAUAUGCUAUCUCUUAAUUUUUUUACUAAGUAAUUGUUCAUCAAUACCCUUAAAUCAAUUGAGUGAACAUCAGUUUCACCCAGAUGUUGGAUUGAAUAUAUCCCAAUUGCUGAAACGUCAUGGUUAUCCAUUUGAAGGACAUACCGUUGUAACUGAAGAUGGUUACAUCUUGGCGUUACACAGGGUACCACAUGGAAUUAACAAUAAAAGCGAAGAAGUCGACAAGCCGGUAGCACUUCUAGUACAUGGAUUGAUGAGUCAAUCCAUAGAUUUCUUGAAUAACGAACCUGAACACAGUCUUGGUUUCCUAUUAGCUGAAAAGGGUUACGAUGUCUGGUUGAUAAAUUUAAGGGGAAAUACCCAUUCUCGAAGACAUAUUUCUUUAGAUCCAGAUACAGAUAAAGACAAAUUUUGGGAUUUCAGCUGGCACGACUCUGGAAUAUACGAUCUACCUGCAACAAUCGAUUACAUUUUAAGCCAUACAGGUCAAUCGCAACUCUAUUAUUUUGGACACUCUAGAGGAACUACUGCUUUUUUCGUCAUGGCUUCAUCCCUACCUGAAUACAACCAGAAAAUAAAGUUGAUGACUGCUUUAGCGCCUGUAGUAUUCAUGCAGAAUAAUAUAGACCCGUCAAAAAGACUUAUGGCAGACUUCCUAGCAGGAUUGAAGGUUACUGCCAAAGUUUUAGAUAUUCACGAGCUCAUGCCACAUUCUGAUUCCAUACUGACAAUAGUGAAAACUUGUUGCUACGAAGGAUCAGUAUGUGUUAAAGAAUGUGAAAUGUAUUUCGAACAAAGUUUUGGACAUGCCCCAACAGAGUUCAAUAUGACGUUACUUCCUGUAUAUUUGUCGAAUACGCCUGCAGGAUUUUCAGUAAAAGAUGGAUUUCACUAUCUGCAACAUUUCAAGAAUGGAGGUCGCUUCAGACAAUAUGACUAUGGAUCUUCAAUGAACAAAGUCAAGUAUGGCCAAUCAAUUCCCCCAGAAUAUAAUUUGACGAAUGUUGUGACACCUGUGGCUCUUCAUUAUGCACGUAAAGACAAGGCAACAGGGUACAAGGAUGUUGAACAUUUGGCUAAGAUCUUACCCAACUGUAUCAGAUUAAGUUUGGUGCCAUUGGAAGAUUUUGAUCACGUUAAUUUUAUAUGGAGUAAUCAUAUUAAGACUUUGGUGUAUGACGAAGUGUUCGAAGACUUGAAGAAGUAUUAGUUUGUUAGGGUAACACCUGAAUGAACAUUGUUAAAUAAUGUAAGCACUGCUAUUUAUUCGAAUUAAAUAUGUUUUCAAAA
Messenger RNA from Harmonia axyridis, 1350 nucleotides. RefSeq names its product lipase 3-like. Lineage: Eukaryota; Metazoa; Arthropoda; Insecta; Coleoptera; Coccinellidae. The transcript has 7 exons. Bases 32 to 1270 code for a protein of 412 amino acids. Gene Ontology annotation, biological process: lipid metabolic process. The record is from RefSeq and is a predicted model, not a curated record. Gene Ontology annotation, molecular function: hydrolase activity, acting on ester bonds.